Messenger RNA from Acanthisitta chloris (rifleman), 2965 nucleotides. It is a transcript of the gene BRD8, whose product is annotated as bromodomain containing 8. Bases 69 to 2615 code for a protein of 848 amino acids. The record is from RefSeq and is a predicted model, not a curated record. The transcript is spliced from 20 exons. Gene Ontology annotation, molecular function: protein binding. NCBI's taxonomy places the organism in Eukaryota, Metazoa, Chordata, Aves, Passeriformes, Acanthisittidae. Gene Ontology annotation, cellular component: NuA4 histone acetyltransferase complex.
AGCUGCUGAGCGCCGGCCCCACCGAGCCCUGGUCCAUCCGCGAGAAGCUCUGCCUGGCCUCCUCCGUCAUGCGCAGCGGCGACCAGAACUGGGUCUCAGUCAGCAGAGCCAUCAAGCCUUUUGCAGAGCCAGGACGUCCACCUGACUGGUUUUCCCAGAAGCACUGUGCAUCUCAGUACUCAGAGCUCUUGGAGACCACGGAAACCCCUAAGAGAAAACGUGGUGAGAAGGGAGAAGUUGUGGAAACUGUGGAAGACGUUAUUGUGAGGAAACUGACUGCAGAACGAGUUGAGGAGUUGAAGAAGAUUAUUAAAGAAACACAGGAAAAAUACAGGCAACUGAAGAAGGAUGCAGAGCUGAUCCAGGCUGGACACAUGGAUAACAGACUGGAGGAGCUGUGCAAUGAGAUUAUGAUAAAGAAAAAGAUGGAGGAGGAGGAGGCAGAAGUCAAGAGGAAGGCUACGGAUGCUGCUUAUCAGGCUCGUCAGGCCAUUAAGAAUCCUCCACGCAGACUGACCGGAGUGAUGGUUCGCUCCCCCGCCGGCUCCACCUCCCCUGGGGGGGAGUAUGCCCUGGGAGAUCUGUCCCAGCCUGCUGGGGAUGAGGCCAGUCCAGGGGUCGGUGAAAACGAAAUGGCAGUGGCUUCUGGUCACAUGAACAGCUCAGGAGUGCUGCUGGAGGUAGGAAGUGUCCUUCCAGUGCUGCACAGUGGGGAAAUGCAGUCGGCACCUGGUGCUGUCCCUGCAUCUCCUGCUGCUUCAGGUGCUCCUACGCUUUCCCGGCUUUUAGAAGCUGGUCCUGCACAGUUCACCUCACCUCUUGCUUCCUUCUCCGCUGUUGCCAGCGAAUCUCCAGCUAAACUCCUGCCACCCCCAGUAGAGCCUGUGUCCCAGGCAACUAUUGUCAUGAUGCCCACGCUGUCAGCACCAUCCGUUGUGCCACCAGCUGCAGCUCCAGAAAGCGUAGCCACAGUGAGCCAGCCAGAAGCCUGUGUUUCCAUGGAGGCAGUGUCAGAUUCCCAUACUGUGACAGUGUCCAUGGACAGCAGCGAAAUAUCCAUGAUCAUUGAUUCCAUCAAGAAAGAGUGCUUGGGUUCUGGGGCUGGCAGCACUGCAGGGUCUUCCAAAGAUCACUGCAUGGAUGGGAAAGAAGAUCUGGAUUUGGCUGAGAAGAUGGAUAUUGCAGUGUCCUACACAGGGGAAGAGCUGGACUUCGACACAGUGGGAAAUAUUAUCGCUAUCAUUGAGGACAAGGUGGAUGACCACCCUGAGGUCCUGGAUGCAGCAGUGGUUGAAGCUGCUCUGUCUUCUUUCUGCGAAGAUACUGAUGACCCUCAGACCCUUCCUGGCCCCUGGGAACACUCAAUUCGUCAGGAGCAUGAGAAACAGGCCCAGAUACCCCAAGUGUCUGUGACUGUGAAGCAGGAGAGACUGGAGUGUGAGGAGCCAGAGGCAAAGGGAAUUCGAGACCUAAUGGGCAUUGGCGAGCUGGGAUCAGAAAUAAAGACAGAACCUGCAGAGCAGGAGCAGAGUCAGCUGGGCCCUGAGGAGACCGUACCAGCAGCUGCAAGAGGGUCAGAAACACCAGAGCUUAGAAGUCAACAGAUAGAAGAAGAUCAAAGAGCAGCUGUAACAGCAGGAGAGACUUCUGAAAUCGAGAUGGAGUCGUCCAAAGGAGAAGAUGCAGUGCUUAAUCCAGUGAAGACAGAGACCCCACCUGAUGAUGAUUCAUCCCCUCCACAAGUCCCAAAUGUGAGUGAAGACUCCUCACAGGCUGAUGUUCAGCACAAAUUUGAGCUGUCAGAGUCAAUGAAGGAAGAGGCCCAAGCCCUGUUUAGGAGUCAGAUGAAGGAUGGGCAGGGUGAGGAGGAUGAUGAGGACGGUGCCAGUGAGGCUGCCAGUCUGGAGGAGCCCAAGGAAGAGGAUCAGGGUGAGGGAUAUCUGUCAGAGAUGGAUAAUGAACCCCCCGUGAGCGAGAGCGACGACGGCUUCAGCGUCCACAACGCGCCUCUGCAGUCCCACGCGCUCGCCGACUCCAUCCCCAGCAGCCCAGCCUCCUCGCAGUUCUCAGUGUGCAGUGAGGACCAGGAAGCGAUACAGGCCCAGAAGAUCUGGAAGAAAGCCAUCAUGCUAGUUUGGAGAGCAGCAGCUAAUCACAGGUAUGCCAAUGUUUUCCUCCAGCCUGUAACUGAUGAUAUAGCACCAGGCUACCACAGCAUUGUGCAGAGGCCAAUGGAUUUAUCUACCAUCAAAAAGAACAUUGAGAAUGGGCUGAUCCGAACCACGGCCGAGUUCCAGCGUGAUAUCAUGCUGAUGUUUCAGAAUGCAGUUAUGUACAACAGCUCUGACCAUGAUGUGUACCACAUGGCUGUGGAGAUGCAGCGAGAUGUCCUGGAGCAGAUCCAGCAAUUUCUGGCCACACAACUGAUCAUGCAAACAUCAGAGUCAGGGAUCAGUGCAAAGAGCCUGCGUGGGCGAGACUCCACUCGCAAGCAAGAUGCUUCAGAGAAGGACAGUGUCCCAAUGGGCUCUCCUGCCUUCCUUCUCUCUCUCUUUGACGGAGGCACCAGGGGGCGGCGCUGCGCCAUCGAGGCUGACAUGAAAAUGAAGAAAUGAUGCUGCAGGCAGACAAGAGAUUCCCAGCACCAGGCAUCCAGAGCUGGAGCACAACCAGGCUGCUCUCAACAGCUGUCGGAGGAGGAAGAAAAGCAGCAGGUCCAUUUCCAGCACCUGCUUCACCUUCUUGGCUUUGCCCCUCUGGAAAGCAGUGUCCUGUUGGAAUGUGUAACCCAAAGAAACUUCCCCAGAGGGGAAGACUAGCCCCCCCUGCCCGUUUUAGGGCAGUUGUCUUGGGCUUCAUCAGUGUUCUGGUGUUAGCUAGCAACUGGUGGCUCGUAUGUACUGUAAUGUGAAGUGUACAGAUUUUUACUAGUGAUGUGUAAAUGUGAUGUAUAUUAAAAUCUGGG